GUAAUCUCCGCCCGCGAACCCGGAGAGCUCUGCGCUGGGGGCCCGCGGCCGCCGCAGCUCGGGGGCGGCGCCUGCACCGCCGCCGCCUCCCCUCGGCGUUCGCGCAGCACUGUCUUUGUCCGCCGGCGCCGCGGCCGCCGCUUUGUUCCCGGCGCCCGUGCCUUAGCCGACCGGACGCGCAACCCAGCUGCUCCCGCCGCGCUGGCGUCGUCUUCGCCCCCCUCGCCGCCGGCCCCUGUCCGAGGCCGGGCCUUGCCCACCAUGGUCUCCCGGCCUGAGCCGGAGGGCGAGGCCAUGGACGCCGAGCUGGCGGUGGCGCCGCCGGGCUGCUCGCACCUGACCAGCUUCAAGGUGGACAACUGGAAACAGAACCUGCGGGCCAUCUAUCAGUGCUUCGUGUGGAGCGGCACAGCGGAGGCCCGCAAGCGCAAGGCAAAGUCCUGCGUUUGCCAUGUCUGUGGCGUCCACCUGAACCGUCUCCACUCUUGCCUCUACUGCGUCUUCUUUGGCUGUUUCAAUAAGAAACACAUCCACGAACACGCCAAGUCCAAGCGGCACAACCUGGCCAUCGAUCUCACAUAUGGAGGUAUUUAUUGCUUUUUGUGUCAAGACUACAUCUAUGACAAAGACAUGGAAAUAAUUGCCAAAGAGGAACAGCGGAAGGCUUGGAAGAUGCAAGGUGCUGGAGAGAAGUUUUCAACCUGGGAACCAACCAAAAGGGAGCUGGAACUGCUGAAACACAACCCUAAAAGGAGAAAAAUCACCUCUAACUGCACCAUAGGUCUGCGAGGGCUAAUCAACCUUGGAAACACGUGCUUCAUGAACUGCAUUGUCCAGGCUCUGACCCACACGCCACUCCUGCGUGACUUCUUCCUGUCUGACAGGCACCGGUGUGAGAUGCAGAGUCCCAGCUCCUGCCUGGUAUGUGAGAUGUCCUCACUAUUCCAGGAGUUUUACUCUGGGCACCGGUCCCCUCACAUCCCGUACAAGCUGCUACACCUGGUGUGGACCCACGCACGCCACCUGGCAGGCUACGAGCAGCAGGAUGCGCACGAGUUCCUCAUCGCUGCCCUGGAUGUCCUCCACCGGCACUGCAAAGGUGAUGACAACGGGAAGAAGGCCAACAACCCUAACCACUGCAACUGCAUCAUCGACCAGAUCUUCACAGGCGGACUGCAGUCCGAUGUCACAUGCCAGGUCUGCCAUGGAGUUUCCACCACCAUAGACCCCUUCUGGGACAUCAGCUUGGAUCUGCCUGGCUCCUCCACCCCAUUCUGGCCCCUGAGCCCAGGUAGCGAGGGCAGCGUGGUGAACGGGGAGAGCCAUGCAUCAGGUACCACAACACUCACGGACUGCCUGCGGAGAUUUACCAGACCAGAGCACUUGGGAAGCAGUGCCAAGAUCAAAUGCAGUGGGUGCCACAGCUACCAGGAGUCGACCAAGCAGCUCACCAUGAAGAAGCUGCCCAUUGUGGCCUGCUUUCAUCUCAAACGAUUUGAGCACUCGGCCAAACUGAGGCGGAAGAUCACCACAUAUGUGUCCUUUCCCCUGGAGCUGGACAUGACACCCUUCAUGGCCUCCAGUAAAGAAAGCAGGAUGAAUGGGCAGUACCAGCAGCCCAUGGACAGUCUCAACAACGACAACAAGUACUCUUUGUUUGCUGUCGUUAACCAUCAAGGGACCUUGGAGAGUGGCCACUACACCAGCUUCAUCCGUCAGCACAAAGAUCAGUGGUUUAAGUGUGACGAUGCCAUCAUCACCAAGGCCAGCAUCAAGGACGUGCUGGACAGUGAAGGAUACCUACUGUUCUACCACAAACAGUUCCUGGAAUAUGAGUAACCUCAUCCAUAGCUGGUCAGAAAAAAGGAGGGCAAGGAGUUGGCAAGCCUCACCAGAAGAUCCCCAGCUUCCCUGACAUCACACCACCAUGGCACCCCUCCUGUAUAGAUGAGCCCGCACACGGAUUCCUCUGCACCUGGAGCCGAGGUGUCAGAGUGGACAUGAACUGCUGGAGCAUAGGCCUCAGGACGUGUGCCCUGGGAAAGGAGCUGAGGGGAUCCAUCACUAGCAUCUCUCCUGUGUUCCUCAAAACUUUAGGAGAUUUGUGGUUGGGGGCGUUCUCAUGGCAUGGAGUUGCCUCUGCCUGGUGCUUCAUUUUGUCAUACCAUGCACACAGUUUAAAAAGGUGCCCACCCGUUUGAAAAUAAUGGGUCCAUCAAAGUUGUAGGCAAAGAUGGUGUGCAAGGACAGAGGGCUUGCGAGCGCCUUUAUUGGGUUGUAGUUUUAAAUGCGUAGAGUGUGAGCUCCCGUCCUCCCCUUUUUUCUGCAGCUAUAAAGCAGCCCCAGAGCCCAUGGACCUGAGGGUAUUUGCGCGGGUUCCAAGCACGUCUGUUCUGCAGAUAAUUUAGCAUCAACUGCAUGUGGAAGCAUCAGCUCAGAUGUUCUCUCAGUUUUCUAGAAAUAGACAUUUUCUUAUUCCCCUUCCCUUUUCUCUUUUUCCACAAUGGUGAAUUUCAUAAAUGUAAUAAUAGUAAAGUGAAUGACUGUCGAGUUUAUACUGAAAUCUAGACCAUUUCUUUAUUCUCAAGAGUGAGUCUUGCUUUUUAAUUGGUGCUGUUUCUGUUGCACCCCUCCCUACCCUGCCCUGCUACUCUCUCCCCUUCUGUGGUUCACAGCAGGCAGAGUCAGUAGGGGAGAACUGGGCUGCAGCUCAUGAUUCAGUGUCUUGAUCUUUGGAGUAAAUGGAGCAUUGUUCAGUGGUUCCAUGGUCCCUUUCCUCCCAUUUUUCUUCCUGAUCUUCAGUCUUGCUGCCUGUGCAGGGCCGCUUGGUGUCUGGUGUUGGAUUUGAAGCUGAGCGGCCUCUAGUGGAGACCAUGUGCCUCCUCUCUACACUUGCUGUGGUUUCAGUUGUAGUGAGAAUGAAAUGCUUUUGUGAUUGAGGUUGUCGCAGAGCUGGUUGAGGAAGUUCCUUGUAAGAUAUCUUGCAUGUAUCUACCUAUUCAAACCCAAACUUAGAUUGUUAGUCCAUUUUUGAGAAAUUACAACCUGGGGACCUGGGGACGGAAGCAUUGUUCGAAUCUAGUUUGUGAAUGGCCAACUCUCCAGCUGUCCUGGAGCACUGUCUGCAUGGACUGUGGGGUCCUUGUGUUGGGGAGAAGGGAAUGAGCAGUCUCAGGGCUAGCAAGUAUCUUCUCAUAAAGAGCUGAGUAGUGAGAAUUUGAGGCUGUGUGGACUGUAGGGCCUCUGCUGUAGAUAAUAUGUGAACAGUUAGUUUGGCUGUGUUCCAGUAGUCCUUUAUUUAUGGGCCCUGAAAUUUGAAUUUUGUACGACUUUCGUGUGUCAAGAAAAAAAAAUUUUUUUUUUAAACUAUUCAAAAAUGAGAAAACUUCUCACAGUUGACAGGCCACACAAAGGCAGGUAGGGGACCUGAACUGAGAAGCUGCUGCUUAAUCAAUGUAGAAACACCAGAACCCAGGAAACACGAUCAUGUGCCACAGAGUCGGCAGGUAUGGCCAAGCCUCAGUGGUGCAGUUUCUGAACACUUCCCAAUUCAUUGUCUGUCAUGUUUCUGUGCUUGAAGAGUAUAAGUUGAAGCAUGUGUUAAAUAACACAUGUGUUAAAUAAGCAUUAUUGGAAAAACGUGGAUGGGCCCAGAUUCUCAGGCACAGCCCCAGGUGGCCAGGUUCUAUGUACUGUGCUAUGAAGAUGAUCUUGGGAGCAGAUUUUUGUCUUUUAAUCAGGAACAAAUCUUUUGGAAAAGAGACUGAACUGAAGUCAACCUGUAGGAGUCUGAACUGGGAGCCUCAGCACCCUGAUUUGUGGGGUGUCCAGAUGCAGGUGUGAAGCAAGCAGGUGAGUCAGCUGGACUUUCUGGCUGGUCACCUCUGGUUGGGCUGAAUCUGCUUCCUCCAUCGUGACAUACGCCUCACUUGUGUCACCACACUAAGAAUAUAGAACUGGGGAGAAAGAUAGAACUAUGCUCCUUUUUGUAAGCAUUAUUUGAGACUUUUGUGUUCAGAUUGAUUCCCUCCUUCCCCAAGGCUUUGGCAUUCUAAGCACUUAGCUCUGUACCUGUGGCCCCAUGGACACUGAGUUCCUGUUGGGCCUUGCCCUCUGCCAGGACCCUCAGCAUUGGGUCCUCAGCAUUGAUGUGCUCAUGUGAAUUUAUUUUGUGAGGAGCAGCAUAUUUAUUUGAUGGGUUUAGAAAUCACUUCUUAUAGCCCCCCCCUCCCCUGGCUGUUAGGUCAGCAGAAUGGUUUUACCAUUUCCUAGUUGACCACCUUGUGUAGGGAGGUGUGCAGAUUGUCACAAAGUGCAUCUUACCAUGAAGGGGACUCAUUGGGUGACACCCCCUUAUACACAGUCAACCAGUGUGCUAGAAAGAGCCUGUAUUUCUGAGAUACUGGUUGUCAUUUCAGUGCUUCAUAGUAAGACAAAUGAACUCACCCUCUUCAGAAAUAUGAAGGCAAUGUUUUUGAGCCGUGUGAAGUGCUGGAGGCAUGGGAUGGCCUGAGGAUCGUGUGGACAGCCUCCCUCUGUCAGGGACUCCUCACACAAGGCAGCAGCCUGGGGCUAGGCCCGGGCUCCCCUCCUGCUGGGCACUAGGACAGCCCCUGGACUUCCCUCUUGUAGCAGCAUCCCUGAGACAUAUAUACCUGAGUGCUAUUGUAUUUUGGCUUGGUGUGUAUGCUUUUACUUGUGUAAAAUCGCAGUUCUUUUGACAAUUCAAGUGACUUGUUUCAUUUACUAUAACUUUGAAAACAAAAAUUGUAAGAAAAAAAUUCCAAUGAUUGUGUUGUGGUUGGAGAUUUUAUUACCAAGAUGUUUACACCUGCCUUUUCCCUGUCAUUUUGAGGGGCUAUUUGACUCUCUUCUCCCUGAUGGCUUGUAGUCUUUCCUAUGUCAUAAUAAAGCUACAUUUUAUUCUGCA
This is a messenger RNA of Sciurus carolinensis (gray squirrel), 4930 nucleotides long. It is a transcript of the gene Usp22, whose product is annotated as ubiquitin specific peptidase 22. The transcript is spliced from 13 exons. NCBI's taxonomy places the organism in Eukaryota, Metazoa, Chordata, Mammalia, Rodentia, Sciuridae. Gene Ontology annotation, molecular function: cysteine-type deubiquitinase activity; zinc ion binding. Bases 262 to 1839 code for a protein of 525 amino acids. Gene Ontology annotation, biological process: protein deubiquitination. The record is from RefSeq and is a predicted model, not a curated record.